GAGGUUAAUGAGGGCUUCUACGAUGAACAGCAACCGAGCUGUGGCUUGGUGACUCUUCUAAAUCUGCACCACCUAGAGGCGAUCGAUGGCGACGACGUGAAGACAAUCCUGGACGAGACAGAAAGUGACCUCUUGGCUACGGAUUUGGGCAUGAAGAAUUCGAACAGGAUGAAUGAAAAUAGUGCAAUAUAUGCAGAGUCGGAGGCUCCUUCAGGCCAACUUGCUACGGCCAAGUUGGCCAGCCUUUUAGACUUACCUGGAUUCUUAUCUGAUUCGGUUUCAGAGAAGCCCUCCAUCAUACCGGAUAUCAUUCUUGAUCUGCAGACGGUGCCUGAAAGUAACAAUAAUUUGCAGACUGUUGCCUGGCCAAAGUGCUUCGGCUCUCAGCUGUCCCUACCGUUUUAUGGUCAUGGCACUGUAACAACUAUUGAAUCUCCUGGAUCCUUAACGGUCUCAGAGGUUGCUUCGCAUUCCUCUCUUUCGCCAAAUAUUUCACUUUCCGGCGUUAUUUCUGGGCAUAAAAUGAGCCCUGUUCGUCUUCGUCAUGGAAUCACCACUCCCGACAUGCCAUAUUGCAUGAUCACAAAUCAGAAUCCGGUUGGACUUAGGCGAAUUUUCUCGCUUACUGACCUUUACACCUCGUCUCAUCGUAAUGGUGGUAUAGCAAAGGUAGCGACAGAUUCUAAAGACUCUAAUGUUAAAGAGAAGCUUUCUACAGACUGUCGAUCUCCGCAGCUAGAUUCUGAUGCUACAUUGCAGAUGAAAGACGGAGUUUGCUUAUCUCAGUUUCUUGUAGUAUCUUCAUUUAAUACGCCAGCUGGCGAUAAACUAAAAUCAUUGCAGGGUUCUUCAAUGGAUUUGGUUAGUAAAACUGGACGCAAGUGUAGAUCAAGAACUGAUAGCAGUAAUAUUGCUGUGGCGGAUGGUGAGCUGUUUGCAGCCAAUUGUAUCCUUAGUUUGGGACAAAAGAGUAAUUCGGUGAGCUCACGCCGUCUUUCUCAUCCUACAUUUAGACUCAUCUAUUCCGAUUGA
Molecule: messenger RNA, 1032 nt
Organism: Protopolystoma xenopodis
Lineage: Eukaryota; Metazoa; Platyhelminthes; Monogenea; Polystomatidea; Polystomatidae
Source: the annotation of a GenBank genome assembly